Molecule: messenger RNA, 3102 nt
Organism: Acytostelium subglobosum LB1
Lineage: Eukaryota; Evosea; Eumycetozoa; Acytosteliales; Acytosteliaceae
Exons: 6
Coding region: 1-3102 (1033 amino acids)
Biological process (GO): intracellular sodium ion homeostasis; potassium ion import across plasma membrane; proton transmembrane transport
Cellular component (GO): membrane
Molecular function (GO): ATP hydrolysis activity; P-type sodium:potassium-exchanging transporter activity; ATP binding
Source: RefSeq, a predicted model, not a curated record
AUGUCACCACCACAAGAGGAAGUUGCAAUUGAAUUAGGUUCACCACAAUCACCAAGAGAGAGACAGGAGACACCUCAACAACAUCAUGAUGGAGAUCAGGCCAACCAGAUUCCAUUGUUCUUCAAUGUUGAGAAGCAGAAAGUUAGAAAGAGAUUGAGAUUGAGGAAGAGGAUCAAGGAUAAGAUCAAGACCAAGAUCAAGAGAGAGGGAAAAGAAUCAAAGGAGGAAAAGGCACUCAAGAAGGAGCCCUUGGACACUUCUGACUUGACCAAUGAUCAUACAUUGUCAAUUGAGGAGUUGGCUACCAAGUUCCAAACAAACAUCAAUUUCCAGGACCCAAAGAAUAGUUUUGGAUUGACAUCACAAGAAGCAGAAGUAAUUUUUGAAAGGGAUGGUCCCAAUUCAUUGACCCCAACAAAGCCCAUUCCUGCAUGGGUCAAGUUUUUGAAGCAGUUCAUUAGCUUGUUCCCUGCGAUGCUUGAGAUUGGUGGUAUCCUCUCAUUCAUUGCUUAUGGUAUCGAUCCAAAGACUGGACAAGAUAAUUUAUACUUAGGUAUAAUUCUUUGGGCAGUUGUAAUUAUAACAUGUACAUUUACAUUUAUGCAAGAGUCCAAGUCAGCUCAUGUGAUGGAGGGCUUCAGAAAGUUGGCUCCAUCAAGCUCAAAGGUGAUGAGAGAUGGACAUCUCGUUGAGCUCAACUCUGAGAGAUUGGUCGUCGGUGACAUUGUGCACAUUCGAGCCGGUGACAAGGUACCAGCCGAUGUCAUUCUCCUGUUUGGACAUCACUUCAAGGUGGACAACUCAUCGCUCACCGGUGAGUCUGAGCCACAGAGCAGGAUCGCCCAAUGUACCGACGAGAACCCAUUGGAGACCCAGAACCUUGCCUUCUACAGUACUCUCGCCGUCGACGGUGACUGUGUUGGUAUUGUCGUAUCCACUGGAGACAACACAACAAUUGGAAAGAUUGCCAAGUUGGCCGCAAAGACCAAGUUGCAACCAACCCCAAUGCAAAGAGAAUUGGAGCAAUUCAUCAAGAUCAUCACUGUCGUUGCCAUCUGUGUCGGUGUUACUUUGUUGGUGAUUGGUUUCGCCACGAGUGUCAAGUGGAUCUUGGUCAUCAUCUUCACUAUUGGUGUUGUGGUGGCUCAGGUACCAGAGGGUUUGUUGCCAACUGUAACAGUAUCGCUCACAUUGACAGCCAAACGAAUGGCAAUGAAGAAUGUACUCGUCAAGAACCUGCUGGCUGUCGAAACAUUCGGCAGCACAAAGACAAUCGCCUCCGACAAGACCGGUACACUCACCCAGAACAUCAUGACUGUAGUCCAUCUCUGGUACGACAACACCAUCUACUCGUGUGAUCCCAGUGCCACCACAAACUACAUGAACAAGGACAGCCAGACCUUCAAGUCCCUCUACAAGGUCGCCGCCCUUUGCAGCAAGACCGUCUUUGACCGAUCGGACGGCCCAAUCGAAGAUGUCCCCAUCCAACAAAGGAAGUGCAUCGGUGAUGCCUCUGAGAGUGCCCUCCUCAAGUUCAACGGAGACACAAACAAGUUAGUCCUGUUGAUGAAGGGUGCUCCAGAGAGGAUCAUCAGCAUCUGCUCCAACAUCCUGAUGAAUGGAGAGGUAGAGCCACUAUCCGACAACGUCCGCCAAGGAUUCCAAAGUGCCUAUGAGUACCUGGCCGGCAAGGGCGAGCGAGCUCUUGGACUGGCCAUGUUGGAGCUCGAUCCAGCAGUGUACCACAAGGACUAUCCAUUCGACUCGGACGAGAAGAACUUCCCCACUACCAACCUGACCUUUGUUGGCCUGACCACCCUGAUGGACCCACCCAGACCAAGUGUUCCAGAUGCCAUCGCUCUCUGCAAGCGCGCUGGUGUACGUGUGAUGAUGGUCACUGGUGACCAUCCAUUGACCGCCACCUCCAUUGCCAAGCAAGUAGGCAUCAUUGAGGACGAGACCAUCAACGAGAUUGCCAAGAGAGAGAACGUCGACAUCUUUGACGUAGACUUUGAGCGUGCAAAGGCCGUCGUCAUCCCAGGUUCAAGACUGGACGACAUGACCCAAGAGCAAUGGAACAUGGUACUGGCCAAGAAGCAAGUUGUAUUCGCCAGAACCUCACCAGAGCAGAAGCUCAUCAUCGUCGAGCAAUGCCAGAACAGCGGAGACAUCGUGGCCGUCACUGGAGAUGGUGUCAACGACUCGCCCGCCCUCAAGAAGGCCGACCUCGGUUGCGCCAUGGGCAUCACCGGAAGUGAGGUGGCCAAGGAGGCCGCGUCCAUUGUUCUGCUCGACGACAACUUUGCCUCGAUCGUCGCCGGUAUAGAGGAGGGCAGAAUGAUCUUUGACAAGUUGAAGAAGUCCAUCUGUUACACUCUGUCCUCGAACGUGCCAGAGUUGAUCCCCUUUGUCUGCUUCUUCAUCUUCAAGUUGCCCACCGCCCUGUCUGGUAUCUUGAUUCUCUGUAUCGAUCUGGGCACUGACUUGGUGCCCGUAAUCUCAUACGCCUACGAGUACGCCGAGAUGGACAUCAUGAGCAAGCCGCCAAGAGACGUCAAGAAGGAGCGACUGGUGUCUGCCAAGCUGGCCGUGUUCUCUUACAUUUGGCUCGGCUUUGUACAAUGCGCAGCUGGCUUCCUCAACUUCUUCCUCAUGUUCUACUGGGACUACGGCCUCACUCCACACAUGCUCUGGUACACCAGCUCCAAGUACUUCAUGAUCGACAAACCACAACCCUUCCACGGCUACAAUGGUGACGAGCAAAAGCACAUCCUACGCAAGGCCCAGACCGCCUACUUUGUUGCAGUUGUGCUUGUCCGACUUGGUGCUGCACUCUCGUGCAAGACCAGAAAGCUCUCACUCUUCCAACAUGGCUUCAGGAACAUGGUGUUCAACUUUGGUGUCAUCUCAAUGAUUGCCGUCGCCUUGAUCAUUGCCAAUGUGCCAGGCAUCAGCAGCUUCUUUGGCACUGAGCGAAUCAGUUGGAAGUACUGGCUGAUCCCACUUCCAUUCGCUGUGUUCCUGGUCGCGGUCAACGAGAUCAGAUUGUACCUCAUCAGGAACUAUCCCGAUGGAUGGAUAGCAAGACACCUUUAUUGGUAG